AUGCCAAACAACGACAUUUUCGACAACCUAAAGGAGCAAAUCACCCAAAUUUCGAAACAGGCAGUAUGUUGCACACUGUUCUCACCAAUUUUUGUGUAUUAUUUUUCAGAUGAUCGCGCACGAUAACGCUUCCACCGAGGUUUUGGACUAUUAUGCCGGAAACCUUCAUCUCUGCGCUCAGUCGUUCCUCGACAACUUCUCGCGUGUUCAUCAGUGGUUUCAGGUGAGCAAAGGAAAAGUAGACGAUUGUAUCACAGUUUUGUUUCAGGCCGCUCGUGAAUUUGUGAAAACUGUCGAUCAGAAAUUUCCGGGUGUUCGAGAGUUUGCCAUUGCGUAUCAGAACAAGGAGGAAGAUGACGAAGAGGAUGAGCCGGACGAGUUGCUGGGAAACGAACGGAAUGGGAAUGCGGAUUCUGGUUCUGACCACGAAAAUGAUGAUGAUGUUGAGGAUGAGGAUGAGGGUACAACUACAAAUGAGCACGAGAGAAUAUUGAAGAGAGAAAAUAGUGAUGAUGACGAAGAAUUGGAAGAUGAUGAUGAUUUUGAUCGGCUCGCCUCUUUUUUCUUGUGA
This is a messenger RNA of Caenorhabditis sp. 36 PRJEB53466, 571 nucleotides long. The record is from the annotation of a GenBank genome assembly. NCBI's taxonomy places the organism in Eukaryota, Metazoa, Nematoda, Chromadorea, Rhabditida, Rhabditidae.